Messenger RNA from Hypomesus transpacificus, 2511 nucleotides. RefSeq names its product MOB kinase activator 2. Bases 366 to 1634 code for a protein of 422 amino acids. Gene Ontology annotation, molecular function: protein kinase activator activity. Gene Ontology annotation, biological process: signal transduction; positive regulation of protein phosphorylation. Gene Ontology annotation, cellular component: cytoplasm; nucleus. NCBI's taxonomy places the organism in Eukaryota, Metazoa, Chordata, Actinopteri, Osmeriformes, Osmeridae. The record is from RefSeq and is a predicted model, not a curated record. The transcript has 7 exons.
CGCCUUCCUCCGCGAGAGGAGGGGCCCUGGGAGGUGGAGGGGGGUGACGGAGACAAAGAGGACACACACACACUCACACACAGGAGAGAGAAGUAGAAAGAGAGAAGCGGGAGCCUUUCUGUACACCGUGGAUCUUUUCCUUCAGGAACGUUCUUUCGAUCGCGCUCGGACCUUUGGAGGAAAGGAAAGUUGUUGGACUUGGCGCUUGUAUGUUAAUCCCGGUUCCUGUGAGUGUGAACCGGAGACAAUCGUGUGCGAACACACCUAUUUGUCCGUUUCAGCGAGAGUUCAGGGUUAGGGUGUAAAAGCGUGUUUAUGGGAUGGCAAGGGUUUCUGGAGGUGCCAACAGGUCCUAGCUCUGUGCCAUGGGGGGUUGUCAUAGUUACCCCUCUGCUGCGGAGACAGACACCACGACCCUUCACCUCUCUGACAUCGCUGAUGAUAAACUGGGCAUAAACAAUAACAACCUGGAAGAGCGUCCAUAUCUUCAGCCUGAGAAUGUGCGUGAGCGCAUCACAGACACAAACAUGUCCAGCUUCACAACCCUGCCCCCUGGCCUCGACCACACCGAGUGGCUGGCUACCAACACAGUAGCAUUCUUCCAGAACACCAACCUCCUCUCCAGCGCUCUCUCUGAGUUCUGCACCACCGCUUCCUGUCCGACGGCCUGUGGACCGGGCAACACGGUGUACUUCUGGACAGAUGACCAAGGGAAGAAGCUCAAGUGCUCUGCUCCUCUUUACUUUGACUACGCCAUGUCAUACAUUCAGGAGCUACUGGCAGAUGAAGACGUGUUCCCUACUAAAGCAGGUUCGGUGUUCCCUGCAGGUUUUGUCUUCCUGGUCCAGAAGGUGUUUCUGCUGUUGUUCAGGACUCUGGCCCACAUCUACUGGUCCCACUACAGGGAGACUCUGGCCUUAGGCCUGCACCCUCACCUCAACACCCUGUUCACACACCUCACACACUUCAGCCUGCAGCAUCGACUACUGGAACCUGAGCACACGGAUACUCUGAGGGACCUGAUCUCUGCUCUGGGACAGAACAGGUCAGUUUCGUGGUUUUUGUGUCGGAGUUGUGCGCCUCCAGAAGGUCCACUUCGUACCCGGCGACUGUACGUCCUGUUCCCCGCCAUGCGCUCCCUCCUCCCGGCGCUGAUGUGCUGCCUCAGCUUCUUAUCUCUCGAAACUCAGCCACUGGUACUACCGCUGCCGACACAGACACAGAAAGACUGGCUGAGUUUUCUCAGAAUACCCAGGUUGCUUGAGACAUCUCCCCAUCUCAUCAUGCCAACCCCCUCUGACCUCUCUGUUACCAACAACAACAUUGCCCUUAGAGACAGGCGGGCCUGGAAGGCCUUGCUGCAUAAAGGACCCACGCCAGGGUGGCCUAGCCCGGUGCCUGACCAAAACCACCUCACCACAGGGGAAGGACUACGUAGGCCGAGGGCAUUGAGAGGUCGUCGCCAUACCAACGGUGGCGGGGGGAGAGGCCAUGCCCAGCUGAUGCGGGUGGGGUGUGUUUUAGGCACUUGUCAAGUUCAAAACCUCAGCCAUCGUCUGUACCAACUGAUUGGACAAAGUGGGAGAGAAGACUCCUCCCCUAUUAACCCCCGUAGUCCUCACAGCUAUGGAUGAAAUCAUCCCCCCCUAAAAACAAGAGAGACAAUAAUUAUAUCAACAACCUUCAGAAUCGCAUAGGCGGACAUGCAGGUAAAUAUUUGUUGUAGAAAAAGACACAUAUUCUGUCGUUAAAGCUAGCCUGAUAUAGAUGAUGUCACCUGUGUGUCUAUUGGCUCUCUGUCUCCCUACUGCCUCUGCUGUGAGGCCGGAUGUCAUCAUGGGACAGUGGUAGGCGUGCUAGUGGGCUCGUUGUGCUUCCUCCUCCUGUACUGGAGAGCUGGUUCUUUCCUUGUUGUUUUCGAGGGUCUUUGACCCUCAGCCUGCUGAGCUGUAGUUUACUAGAGCUGAACCAUGCGGAUCUCUAAUCCACUCUGACUCAUCCACUCUGUCUGCAGUGUGUACACACACACACACACAAUCAUCCACAAAACUGUACCCCCCCCCCCCCACACACACACACACACACACUUGCAUACACUCACAAACACAUGCACACUACCACAAAUAUUUAUUUCUUGACAUAUCAUACAUUUGAGUUCCCCUUCAAUCCUAACCCUUCCCCUCAUACCCCAAUGAUGACCCCUUACUUUAAUCCAUCACCCCAUCGACUAAUCCACACCUUGCCACACACCUAUCCAAGCUUGUGCCAUAGAAAUGUUGACCUUUUUAGGAUGUAACCCCAGGAAGUUGUUCGUUAUUCAUUAUGUCAUAGAGUAUGUAUUGAGAGCUAGAAGGUCAGAUGUUUUUAGAAACAUAUGAAAGCACUUUAAACAUUGUUCUGUUUGGUUUGACUUGAAUUGUAUAGGUAUAUUAUUUAACUAUAAAUUUAUAAAGGCAUUUGGUUGUAAAUACUGCAUCAAAUAAACCUUUGUGAAACAUGUGGUGAAGCUAU